AUGGUCUUGCAUUUGGUAAUUGCCUUGAUGCUCUCUUCCGCUUCAACUUUGACAUCCCCAACAUUUUCUAUAGCAAGGCCCGGCUGCCAAGAUCAUUGUGGAAAUGUAAGCAUUCCAUUUCCAUUCGGUAUUACAGAAGGUUGUUACCUUAACGAAAAAUUCUUUAUCAACUGCACCAACUCUUCAACCUCUGUCCCUCAACCACUUCUGCAAAACAGUACAAUCAAUGUCACAGAUAUAUCUCUGGAAGGUCAGGUGCACCUUAUGCAGUAUAUAGCAUCUGAUUGCUAUAAUGAAAACGGAAAUUUAUCGUACAAGUAUUUACCAUGGAUGGCAUUAUCUAAACGCUUUACCUUCAAUAGUACAGCUAACAAAUUCAUUGUCGUUGGCUGUGAUGCCUACGGUAUAGUUUAUGGUUUUGGUCAAAACCGGAGCUACCUAACUGGAUGUGUCCCUUCCUGUGAUUAUAAGGACGAUGUAAUUGAUGGCUCUUGUUCCGGCAUCGGUUGCUGCCGGUCAGAUAUCCCACCAGGGGCAUGGAAUAUUACUGUGAGCUUGACCAGUUAUAGUAACCACACCGACGUGUGGGAUUUCAAUCCUUGCAGCCACGCUUUUGUGGUCGAAGAGAAGGCUUUCAAUUUUUCUGCAGAUAACCUCACCAACAUAAGCAGUGAUUUAAGUCUUCCCGUCGUGGCCGAUUGGACCAUUGAGGACGGGUCAUGUGACGUUGCCCAAAGAAACACGGCCUCUUAUGCAUGCUCUAUUAAAAACAGUCACUGUUACGAACCUUUAAAGGGGUUGGGAUACCGUUGUUCUUGCAAUCAAGGAUACGAAGGCAACCCAUAUCUUCCUGAUGGUUGCCAAGAUAUUAAUGAAUGCCAAGAUCCAACUCUAUGCAAUUGUACGAAGAAUAGUGUUUGUCACAACACAUUGGGCAACUACACAUGUCCUUGUCUCAAAGGGUAUCAUGGUGAUGGAAGAGGUGGAGAUGGCUGCAGUCCUGACCAAAUAAAUUGGUCUAUGAUUGUUUCAGGUGUUGGCACAGGCACAGCAAUUCUACUUUUCUGCUGCUUUUAUUUGUGUUUGGAAUUGAGGAAAAGAAGGGAAAACAGAUUGAAGGAGGGGUUUUUCCAGAAAAAUGGUGGAUUAAUGCUACAGCAACGACUGGCUCAAGAAGGAAGAAACACAAAUGUUGCUAGAAUUUUCACUCUUGAAGAACUACGAAAGGCAACCAAUAAUUUCGAGGAAACUCGAAUUAUUGGUCGUGGAGGAUACGGCACAGUUUUCAAAGGAAUCUUAGUAGACCAUAAUUCUUGUACUGUUGCCAUUAAGAGGUCCAGAGAAGUUAACGAAAAUCAAGUUGAUCAGUUUAUUAAUGAGGUGAUUAUGCUUUCCCAAGUUAAUAGUAGAAAUGUCGUUAAACUUCUAGGUUGUUGCUUAGAGACGGAAGUGCCAUUACUUGUUUAUGAGUUCAUCGACAAUGGUACUCUCUCCGAGCAUUUAAGCAGCACAACAAAAUCACAUCAUCUUUCUUGGAAUAUCCGAUUAAGAAUAGCAUCAGAAAUUGCUGGAGUUCUCUCAUAUUUGCACUCAGUAGCUUCACCACCGAUUAUCCAUAGAGAUAUCAAAUCGGCAAACAUACUUCUAGAUCAAAACUACACUGCAAAAGUCACGGACUUUGGAAUAUCAAAAUUGGCUCCUUUAGAUGAAAAUCAAGUAUCUACAAUGGUGCAAGGAACAUUUGGCUACUUGGACCCCGAGUACAUGCUAACAGGUUUGUUGACAGAGAAAAGUGAUGUUUACAGCUUUGGGGUAGUUCUUAUAGAGCUACUGACAAGUGAGAAGGCAUUAUCAUUGGAUAGAGUGGAGGAAGAGAAGUUUCUUGCAAAUUAUUUCAUUUCUUCACUGAAAAGUGGUCACUUGGUCCAGGUUCUUGAUCGCAACAUUAUGUGCGAUGUAAGUAUUGAGCUUUUGAAAGAAGUUGCAAUGAUUGCGAAAUCUUGCUUGAGUAUAAAAGGUGAUGAUAGACCAUCUAUGAAGAAUAUAGCAAGAGAACUUGAGGUAUUGGAAAUAAGAGCAAAGCAAUCUCCAAUUCAAGUUUCUAAGAUUGAUUUCGCCGACGCUGAUGCCUCCUUGUUUGGUAUGCAAUCAACAAAAGCACAUGUCGACAGUGGUGAUUCUAGCUGCACACAUACUGAGAGUCAUAGCAUAAUGGAGCAUAUGGUGGUUCCAAUUGCUGGUGGGAGAUGAAUGAUAAGGUGUCCUGGAGCGGCAAGUUUCGACUUUCGAGUUCUAGUGCACUUCUUCAUUUAUUGUUAUGAGUUCCUCCUAGAAAUGUCAAAUGGAGUUGAAUUUUCAGCAGUUUUAUCGCAACU
Messenger RNA from Coffea arabica (coffee), 2375 nucleotides. The record is from RefSeq and is a predicted model, not a curated record. Lineage: Eukaryota; Viridiplantae; Streptophyta; Magnoliopsida; Gentianales; Rubiaceae.